AUGAUACACGCCGUUGCCACGCCCCUCUCAAUACCCAACAGUGACGACACCACCGCAUCAAUACCCAACAGUGACGGCAUCACCGUCUCAAGACCCAACAGUGACGGCAUCACCGCACUUCAACCUACGUCGUUUUCCUGUCCAAUCAAGGAGCUUUCCAGCGAAACCUGGAUAGAGGAAAACGUUGACGACUUCCUAGCCGUAGCCUCACAAAAUUACAUUCAGUACCCUAAUAACAACAUUCAGGCCUUAGCCGCCUACCUUGGUUCCCCCAACUUCUAUUGCGGCGUCAACCAAUAUUGCAAUGCCGGACAACCAUGUGCGCCUGCUCAGCUUCCUGGCUGGUAUGCGCUCAUGGCCAUCCAGCAGUGGAACGCCUACGUCAAUAACCUCCAUCUCGCUGUGACAUACACAGUAGCCAUCUUGAGCAUGAAGCUACCCACCCUGGUCAAUACACUCUGGCCGAAGCCAAAAGAUACCGCCACCAAAGCUAAGAUUGCUCUGGCGUGGAUAAACGGUAUCAUCAACGCCUUUCCGGUCACCGCAACGUUCGGAGCCGUCACGGGUAGUAUCGGUGCGGCGAUACAAGGAAACAACAUCAUCACCAGCAGCAUGCUGCAGCCGCCGGCGCCAGACCAGCAAUACCUGAAAUGGAGUGCUAUAGCUGACCAGCUGAGCACCCAGUUGAACGACUACAAGGGAGCCAUCGGCCAGUACGCGAAAACCAUCAUUGACGCGCCCAUCAAUGACACGAGGUUUGGUGUCAACUCGGUUCUCCAUGGCGGCAAGUACCUUACGCGUGGCAGAAACUUCACGCAGGAUGACAUCGAGAAGUGGAUGUACGGGACUGUCAGUGUCAACGCAAUGGGCCUACUACUGCAGGCGCAAAACGUCUACAUUAUCCGCACCUUCAACCUGUCGAGUUGCAGUCUUGGAAAGUACUACACCAGCGCUUUCUUCUGUCAGCAGCAGCCCAACAACUUGUGGACCAGGUACCGGUUGCAGAAGAGGGGCUCUCUGGAUCCUGUACCUGAACACAGAAUCGCGAGUACACUUCAGGAAACCUACAAUCUUACCAAAGAGGACAUUUUCCUCGGGCCCACCAAGUGCUUCGACACGCACAACUACGAGCAGCUAUACAACCCCUGGGAGACGCCAUUAGCGAGUGGCGUCCUUUUGGACCCAUUGGCGCCAUGCAAUUUCAAUGUCAACGUUUGCAACAUGGAUGCAGCAGACGACGACAUGUAUGGGCCUACCGAUUACACAGAGUACGACAAUAAGUCGGAUUGGUGGUGUGAAUUACAAGGAGUGACUUGGACAUAA
Molecule: messenger RNA, 1323 nt
Organism: Colletotrichum navitas
Lineage: Eukaryota; Fungi; Ascomycota; Sordariomycetes; Glomerellales; Glomerellaceae
Exons: 2
Coding region: 1-1323 (440 amino acids)
Source: RefSeq, a predicted model, not a curated record